Molecule: messenger RNA, 1815 nt
Organism: Linum trigynum
Lineage: Eukaryota; Viridiplantae; Streptophyta; Magnoliopsida; Malpighiales; Linaceae
Source: the annotation of a GenBank genome assembly
AUAAAUCAAAUACAUUCUACAAUUGUUUCAUAAUAAUAAUCAGCAGUAUGAGCUCAUGUGAAAAAAAAAAUCCAAAAUUAACUUCUUAAAAAGGCACCGAGGAGUCCUGGGCCAGCAAACACAAAAAAACAAGACCACGAUUCAAUUUGAAUCCAGCCCAUUUAGCUAAAAGGCCGAGAAAGGUAGGAAUCUAGCCUAGUUAGGGUAUAUGGUAUUGGGGAUUUUUUAACAGUGUUAUAUAUAAUAAUAAUUAUCAUGUUCGUAUUACUCCAAAACCCUAGUCCAGCCAAGCCACAGCUCGAUCACCAGGUAUUUCCGCCGGCAAAGCUCACUUUCUCUUCCGCCUCUCUUAUGGCUGGCUGAGUGAAAUUUGUUUUUUGUGUGUGUUUUGUUCCGGUCAUAGAGAGGAACUCUUACCAUGUUUCUAUAAGUUUUCCACGGAUACGCAUAUUCGAUUACGCACAGGAAAGAAGAAGAAGGAAGAAAGAAGAAAAAAUCGGUGGGCAGAAAGCAGAGACAUGGCAGCGGCCACAGAUGAUAAUGCUAACUCGUCAAGCAGUAGCUUCAGCGUGAAGCUAAUAAUCGACAAAAAGGAAAAGAGGGUUCUGUGCGCGGAAGCAGGAAAAGUAUUUGUGGAUUUCCUGUUCAAUUUCCUGGCAAUGCCAGUUGGUGCCAUUGCCAGGCUCGCUGCAACAGAUGAUCAUGGUAAAGAAGGCACGUGCAGCAGUUUGCCGACGACCACAAUAUUGCCAGGCUGCAUCGAGAAACUCUACGACAGCGCUCGUAAUUUGGACCUAUCUUUCUUCAAGAAUGCUAACAGCAAGGACUACCUGGUCGCCAAGCUCCACCCAGAAACCAAGGUCACAAAGAUGCCUUUGCUCCCGAUUCCCCCGAAGCGAUCUUUCCAAAGGACGUUAUACAAGUCCUAUUGUAACUAUAACACGUCUCUUACCCCUGGCGGUCGAUCGUACCUGUAUUUUACGGACACGGAGGAACGUUGUCGUGAAGCCGACUUCGUGAAGGACCUAGUGACCUACAUGGUGAUGGAUGAUCUCACGGUUUUGCCCUUAGAAUCCACCAUGUCUACUGCUAUCUCCCUUCUCAACAAGUUCAAUAUCAAGGAUUUGGGGGUCAUCGAGGAAAGAGUGGUGCAGGUCGGCAUCAGCGAGGGACUGGAGCUGUUGAGGGCGUUUAUGCGCACCAAAUCGGUUCUUACCAGUGUGUUUUUCGAGAAGAAGGAGAAAAUCGUCAAGGAGGAAUUACAACUAUUUUUAUGAAUAUAAUGGCAGCGCUAGCUAGCUCUUGUUAAUGUGACAGUAGAUGGGUCGUCGAGCAGGAAUCAGAUUGAAUUGAAUGCUGCCCACAAGCUGCGCUUUAUGAUUUGCCUCCAUUGCUUCUUUAUUUCUUUGUGAUUUGUAUUUUUUUUAAUUGAGUGGAACGUUAAUCUUUCGCCUUCAUUUUAUAAUCGUUGUUUAGCAAAAUGUAUUCAGUCUUGAACAGAUAAUGAUCUCAGGCUGAUUCAAGUUGGAGGAGAAAGAGGAAGUUUUAUUCUACAAAGGCAAGGAAUUGGUUGAGUUCGAAUCAACCUAGAAGACCAUUUUCGAAGGGCUCAAAGAUACUAUGAAGCCUGUUUUCCUAGGCAGACUUAUUUGUGUGUUUAUGUCAGUUUCUUGGCUUGCAAGUUACCUUGUUUUACACGAAUUAUUUAGCCUUUUUCUGUUCUAACUAGUUUCCUUGUUUAUGUAGGGUUGUAUUAGGAUUAUUUGGCUAUAAAAAGCCUUUCUUUUCAUUGUAAAAUAAAAACUAGGACUUUGA